CAAUCGUUCCCUUAUACCUACACUCGAAAAGUGUUAUUAAACUCAAUUGACUGCAUGGUCCGCGCACAAUGACCGUGACUCGUUCCCAAACGGGGAAAACCCCCAAGAAAAUGGAGCGUCCUGGCUUCAUCGAGACCCCCGGUCGCCGAGUGACCCGCAGCAGCGUUGCGCCAUCCGACGACACUUCCGAUUCAGCAGCAGAUGCUUCAGGACAAGCCAAGUCAUCGUCUCGAAAGCGCUCGUCACCCAAGGUUAAGAUCGAAGAGACCUCGGAGGAAGAGACAAACACACCCGCGACCAAUGGACACCCCGCCAUUUCGAACGGCAAGAAGCCACGCAUCAUUGAUGGCUGGGAGGAGGGCAAGGACCCCAAGGUCGAUCACAGCGGACAUUUCGAGUUUGGAGGGUCUUUGGGUGUAUUGUGCAUGAUGAUCGGAUUUCCGAUGCUGAUGGAAUACAUGUGGCUCGGUGCCACCUAUUACGAUGGCAAACCGCCGCUUCCUGAGCCGGGCCAGAGCAUCCCUGAGUUCUUUGCGCAUCUUGGUAACUUGCUCUAUGCGGGUGCUUUCCCGUCUCUGAAAGCAUGGACGAUAUAUUGGGUAUUUUUCAUCUUUGAGGGGGCUUGCUAUGUGCUUCUCCCUGGUAUCACCGUCAUGGGUCGUCCUCUGCCGCACCUCGGAGGAAAGCAGCUCCCUUAUUACUGUUCCGCUGUCUGGUCCUUUUACACGACAAUCGCCUUGGCCUUAUUGCUCCACUUGACCGGCAUUUUCAAGCUUUACACGAUCAUCGAUGAAUUCGGACCUCUCAUGAACGUGGCCAUUCUCUCUGGUUUCAUUGUUUCAUUCGUCGCGUACUUUUCAGCGUUGGCUCGAGGCGCAGAGCACCGUAUGACUGGGUAUCCCAUUUAUGAUUUCUUCAUGGGUGCCGAGCUUAACCCUAGAAUGUUUGGUAUUCUAGACUUCAAGAUGUUCUUCGAGGUCCGCCUGCCAUGGUAUAUCCUUCUGUUCGUCACUAUGGGUGCAGCUGCCAGACAAUAUGAAACCUACGGAUAUGUAUCUGGGGAGGUUGGCUUUCUUCUCAUGGCUCAUUUCCUUUACGCCAACGCCUGCUCAAAGGGCGAGGAGUGUAUCGUUUCUACAUGGGAUAUGUACUAUGAGAAAUGGGGUUUCAUGCUAAUCUUCUGGAACCUUGCCGGAGUGCCUCUGAGCUAUUGCCACUGUACUAUCUACCUUGCCAACCACGAUCCCGCUACCUAUCGCUGGAACCGGUCUUUCCUGAUUUUCCUCUACGUCGCGUACCUCUUUGUGUACUGGGUUUGGGAUACGACCAACAGCCAGAAGAACCGCUACCGCCAGCAGGAGCGUGGUACUUUGGUGUUUCGCAAGACUUUCCCUCAACUCCCUUGGCAAACACUGAAGAAUCCCAAGACCAUCACAGCUGAGGACGGUUCGAAGAUCCUUGUUGAUGGGUGGUACGGGAAGGCGCGCAAGAUUCACUACACCUGCGACCUGUAUUUCGCAUUGAACUGGGGCUUGAUCACCGGCUUCAACAGCCCGUUCCCAUGGUUCUACCCCGUCUUCUUUGCAUGUAUGAUCAGCCACCGCGCACUGCGUGAUAUUCAACGCUGUCGGAACAAGUAUGGCGAGGCGUGGAGAGAGUAUGAGAGACAGGUUCCCUACCUGUUCAUUCCUUACGUCUUCUAAAUGACUUCAUGUGCUGGAAAUCUCCAGCGGUACAAUGACCAUCUCUUUGUAAGGCCGACCUGCGCCGACAAAAAUGAUCUUGUCAACUCUUCGACCUUGGCUCUUUUUGUGAGCUCUAAUAAUACACUCUUGUAAUCAUCAUUCCCGGCCUAACCCUGGAAACUCCACUUUGUCACUGACUGCUACCCAGUGUGGCGAAUCAGAUUCCUGAUGGGCUUGCCGGUGUAGGCUCUAUCUUUCUGGCUUGUGUUAUUUCUACUUCCAUGAAAAUUAUAUAAUUCCUGUACAUUAUUAAAAUGUUUGUUCUUGGUUGUUUCCGCCUUUGCCAUUUCAAGAUCAUAUAUAUGGCUUACGGCCUUCGAGCUAUCGUCUGUGUCUUUUAAGAUACCAAUGUACAUUCAAGUGCAAUUCAAGCC
Messenger RNA from Aspergillus aculeatus ATCC 16872, 2119 nucleotides. RefSeq names its product c-24(28) sterol reductase (gene erg4). Gene Ontology annotation, molecular function: Delta24(24-1) sterol reductase activity. Bases 69 to 1703 code for a protein of 544 amino acids. Gene Ontology annotation, biological process: ergosterol biosynthetic process. The record is from RefSeq and is a predicted model, not a curated record. NCBI's taxonomy places the organism in Eukaryota, Fungi, Ascomycota, Eurotiomycetes, Eurotiales, Aspergillaceae. The transcript is spliced from 5 exons. Gene Ontology annotation, cellular component: endoplasmic reticulum membrane.